AUGUUUUCACCUGACGGAGCUUUCAUCAACACGAGCGAGAUACUCAGCGAUACCGAGGCUCAAGCCAUUCACAACAGAGUUCAGGACGAGGUUGCCGCUGAGAAUGCUGCUGACGGGCGUGUGGGAAGGUUUAAAGGCGAUCCUAAAUUCGCAGAGGUUAAAGCAUAUACCGAUUCAGAAGUUUCCAAGCGACUGCCCGCGGCUAUUUCACAGGCUGAGGUCGAAGCUAGGGCCGGACAGGGAGAUGAGGAUGCAGGUUUUGUCCUCUCCAAGCUGCCUGUAUCAGAGGAAGUUCAGAGCCAGAUACGCGGGCUGUUUGAAAAGUACGGUUGGCCAACAGUCUGGCAGUCUCUUGACUCAAUCGAGGGCUGCGGAGAUGGUCCUACAUGGACUUGGCAAGAUGUGGACAAUGACCUGCUCGUGAGGCUGGGGGACGAGAAACUGCUGGGAAUGAACAAGAUAGCAGAGUACGUUUUCAUUGAUGUUCCCGCACCAGGCCCAACUGUGGCGCCCACAACACAACCACCUGGUAACCAAGCGCUAAAUGAUAUCGAGAAAACCCGAGAUCUGGUCGCACGACGCAACCGAGCGCUCGACUCCUUAUACCUUGACCAAGAAGAGAAAGAUGAAUUACGUAAGGAUUUGAAUCAGACAGGUUGGCCGGUAACUCUUUGUAAAGGUGGCUCACAGGCAAUGAGGGCCAUGAAUGAGUCGUUCGAUACCCGCGAUCUCUAUGCACUGCUCUGUAUCAUGCGACACAUGAUCAUACGACACCCCGAUGUUGUGCCCGACGAAUUGAAUCUCUUCUUCUUGAAUCAGGACAGCAAGAAGUUCAGCAAUAAGUGGAGCAAGAUGCAACAGAAGUGCAACGAUAAUUGGAAUGAAGCAGAUGACGAGGACCUGAUAAGGCUGUACGAGGGCGUCAACAAGACUUUCAAGGAUAUUGCUAGUGAGAACUUCCCAGACUUUCGAGAAGCCGCGAAAAAGUUUCCGGAACCAGGUAUCCUGAUCGAGAUUGCGCAUUUGACAGCUAAGAAAAGGCUGACGGCUAAGGAAAGGAAAGCGAAGCAGAUGGCAUUGGCAGAUCAAGGAAAAGCAGUACAAGGGUAG
Messenger RNA from Alternaria viburni, 1110 nucleotides. RefSeq lists its product as uncharacterized. Lineage: Eukaryota; Fungi; Ascomycota; Dothideomycetes; Pleosporales; Pleosporaceae. The transcript is spliced from 3 exons. The record is from RefSeq and is a predicted model, not a curated record. Bases 1 to 1110 code for a protein of 369 amino acids.